AUGGAGACUGCACUGAGACCAGAGUCCGCCAUGGCCAGGGCCGAGCGGGAGAUGGAAACGUCAGGCAUUGCCAAUCCCACCAGUGUGCAGAAGCCACCAGGAAUUUCAGUGUCUGUGCAAACAGAAGCUAGCUGGCUUUAUGAACAUGCCUACGAAAAAUCACCCCUGCCAGACAAGUUCAGCAGUUUAGAUACUUUGUGCAACUUGGAGUUCAAAGAAGAUUUUGUGAAGCUGUUCAAGCAAUCACUACAGACGCUCCCCUCUGUUGGCCUGCCGACUAUUCUGGCCUACAGACCUGAAUCAUCAUGGGACAGCAUGCAGAUUGAGGUAGAGGAGGAUUGCACUCCAAAGUGUGAGUUCUGUGGGAGCCUGCUGAAGCCAUUUCCUUCCUUUGAGGACACUUGCCCACAGUCACAGGAUUAUGAAUCAAAGUUCUGCUGUGAGCAGAAUCGAGACCUCUACGAGUUCAUUGUAAAGGAAACAAAGAAUCGCGAAAGUGCUUGGAAUGUUCCCAUUGCUAUUAAACCCCACAAGUCCCAUGGCACUGAAGCUGAAAGACGCCUGUCAAAGGAGAGAGCGUACCAGAGGCAGCAGGAGAGACAAAUGGCCAGACAGUUAGCUUUCCUGGCAGCUGAGCCAACAACUGUAGCCGAAUGUUCAAGACAACCUGGCGUGAUUUCUUACCUGCUUUCUCAGGAGCUACCAUCUCCAACAGGCUGGACACUGGUACCUGGUGAAAGAGCAGCAAAGCUCAAAGAGGAGCCCAUCUCCUACAGCAUCACCUACUGUGAUUUCAGCGUUGUGGGCGGAAAGGUAGUGAAGAAUGAAUUGUUGGAAAGAUACUACAAACAUGGAGGGAAAUUUCUUACCAUGCUUCCAGAUGGAACAGCGCAGUUAUUCUAUCCAUCUGGAAAUCUGGCAAUCAUUGUUAUACGAGAAAGAAAAUGGUUUAUUUGCAUAGUACGGGAAGACAAGCACAAUAACGCCGAAAUACAAGCAGUAUUUAAGUCCAAUGGCAGAAGUACUUGUUAUUACCCACACGGAUCUGUAUGGAUAAACAUGAAUGUUCAGGGAGGGCAGUAUUUGGACAAGGCAGGCAGCAGGGUGAGAAGGUGGAUGUGGCCAAACAGCUUAACAUCAUCAGGACCCUGCGUCCCACUGAGCCCCAUCUUCAUCUCCCUGAACCAGCACGUUGGGGUCAGGAUUGUGGGCCAGGACAAGAUCACUGUUUCCUUCCUCGCCAUGGGACAACAAGCAAAAUUCAACGUGGGAACCAAAGUGCAGGUCGGCCCGGCCAGCCGGCUGCGUCUGCCCACCCCGCUGAGUGAGGACGACCUCCUGCUGCUGGCCCUCAGGGUGAGGAUCCUGCGGCUCUUCGAUAAAUUGCGUGGAUGCUUAAGCUUUCCUUCCAGCGAGCAAUGGGACAAAAUCAAGCCUCCAGCAUACCUUAUGACACAGACUUUAAAGAUCUUACACCUUUGCACAACUUCUGACCUAAGUGAAGAGCUGCGCAGCUCGGUUAGGGCGCUACUAAAUGCUCAGGUCUGA
This is a messenger RNA of Cygnus atratus (black swan), 1548 nucleotides long. RefSeq names its product glutamate rich 6 (gene ERICH6). The transcript is spliced from 12 exons. The record is from RefSeq and is a predicted model, not a curated record. Lineage: Eukaryota; Metazoa; Chordata; Aves; Anseriformes; Anatidae. The coding region runs from base 1 to 1548 and encodes 515 amino acids.